This is a messenger RNA of Elaeis guineensis (African oil palm), 2975 nucleotides long. The record is from RefSeq and is a predicted model, not a curated record. NCBI's taxonomy places the organism in Eukaryota, Viridiplantae, Streptophyta, Magnoliopsida, Arecales, Arecaceae.
UAUACCCGACUCAUCUCCUUCUCCACUCUCCUCGUUUCGAUGUGGGACUAUUUUCCCAUCCUUUUCAUUCUACCCUCUCGCUUUCUUCUCUACCUUUACGCUACCCUUUCUCUAUUCCUCUUUUCCCGCUGCUGCUGGCUACUGAGCGCGCCAUGUUGAGGAGAAGAGGACUCUUUUCCUCUUCCCCUCUCCCCAUAGUUUCUUCUCUCUUCUUCUCCUUCUCCUCCUCCUCCUCCUCCUCCUGUUGCUAUUCUUCGUGCAAGCGGACGCUACCUUCUCUCCCUUCUCUGAGACCGCCCGUCCCCAAGAAGAUCCCCUUUGCCGCCUCCGCCCACGGGAGGAACUGGGAGGAUCCGUACCGUUGGAUGUCCAACACCGACGACCCGGAUCUCCUCGACCAUCUGAACCGGGAGAAUGCCUACGCCGAGGCCGUCAUGGCUGACACCCGCGAUCUCCAGCGGCGGCUGGUCGCCGAGAUGAAGGCCCGGAUGCCGCCCACUCUCUCCACCCCCCCGGAGCGAUGGGGUCCUUGGUUAUAUUAUCAAUACAUCCCUGAGGGGAAGGAAUAUCCUGUUCUGUAUCGGAGGCUUAGUCAUUCUGAUGGUUUCGCAAAAGCAUUCCUCAAUUACAUGAGAGGCUUCGGGAAGGAGGAAAUGCUGCUUGAUUGGAAUGAAGUUGCAGAAAAAUAUGGUUAUGUUCAUAUAGGGACUUGUCGAAUUUCUCCAGAUCACAAGUUCCUUGCUUAUACACUGGACACUUCUGGUAGUGAAUUGUUUGUACUUCACAUUAAAGAUCUUAGAACUGGACAUAUCAUUGCAAGUCCCAGAGUAGAGGGGAUUGUUAGCUUGGCAUGGGCUAAGGAUUGCAGUUGUUUGUUGUAUACUGUUUGCGAUGAAACUCAGAGGCCUAACAGGGUUUUUUGCACAAAAUUGCGGUCAGAUGAAGCAGAUGAUCUGCUAUUUACUGAAAACGAUGCAAGUUGCUGUGUGGACAUUGCAAGCACAAAAGAUGGCAAGUUUAUCACAAUCAAUUCUAACUCAAGGACGUCAUCUGAGGUUUAUGUGAUUGAUGCAACGAAUGUAAAAGAUGGCCUUUGGCCAGUUAGGAAACGUGUUCCUGGUGUGCAAUAUUUUUUGGAACACCACUAUGGUUUUUUCUAUAUUCUUACUAAUGCUCCUCGAGGAGACAUGGUAUCAACUGUUGGAAGCUAUUAUUUAGCUAGAUGCAGAGCUGAGAAAUCUCUGCUGGCAGGAUGGCAGGCUAUUGUUCUACCAGGUGAGGGCAUCACCUUUCAAGACAUGGACAUCUUCCAUGGACAUUUAGUGCUUUUUCUUCACCAGAAGGGGAUUCCUGUAUUUUGUUCCGUAAAUCUGCCAGUUGAUGUCAAUAUCAAGCAAGCAAUAAAGAUCGAGGAUCUCAAUCCAUGGUUUUUCCCAGUACCCUCAAGCCUAUGCAGUAUUGUUCCUGGUUCAAACCAUGAUUUCAUGUCAUCUACUUACCGUGUUGUGAUAUCUUCACCAGUGAUGCCCGAUGUAAUGGUUGACUACAAUAUGGAAAAGCAGACAUUCAGAAUCAUACAUCGGGACGAAGUAGUGGGCUUUACUAACAAUACUCAGGCAAAUUCUUCGUCUGAGAAUUUGCUUUCAAAUCUUUUGAGCAUUCAGUCUCACAGCAACCAGCAUUUGCAAAAUGUAGAAGAUUCACAUAAGUGGAAUGAUCUUUCUGAGUCAUUUUGCUGUGAAAGGGGGGAAGUCAUUUCAUAUGAUGGUGUUCUGGUUCCCCUAACCAUUUUGUAUUCUCGGCAAGCAAAAAAUACUGGUCAAUCACCUGGGCUCUUGCAUGGAUACGGUGCUUAUGGAGAAGUUUUAGAUAAAAGCUGGUGCUCUGAUCACAUAAGCUUGCUCUCUCGAGGUUGGGUUCUUGCUUAUGCUGAUGUCAGGGGUGGAGGAGGCGAUGCGUCAUGGCAUCAGGCUGGCACCAGAUCAUGCAAGCUAAACUCAAUUAAGGAUUUUGCUGCAUGUGGCAUGUAUCUUGUCAAGGAGGGUUUUGUUCAUAAAAAUCGGCUUGGUGCUAUUGGCUGCAGUGCAGGAGGCCUUCUGGUUGGUGCAGCUAUCAAUAUGUACCCUGACUUGUUUUGUGCUGCCAUUUUGAAGGUUCCAUUUCUUGAUAUCUGCAACACAAUGUUGGAUCGCAGUUUACCUCUCACCAUUUUGGAUUAUGAUGAGUUUGGUGACCCUAGAAACCAAGAUGACUAUGAGAUGAUUCGCAGUUAUUCUCCAUAUGAUAACAUAUCUCCACAUGUUUGUUAUCCUUCAGUGCUAGUUACAGCAUCAAUUCAUGACUCAAGGGUAGGAGUCUGGGAAGCCGCUAAAUGGGUCGCAAAAGUGAGAGAUAACACAUGCCCCACUUGUUCACGUUCCGUCAUUCUGAAGUCGAACAUGAGUGGUGGACAUUUUGCUGAGGGUGGCCGUUUCAUACAUUGUGAUGAUGCAGCUUUUGAGUAUGCAUUUCUAAUUAAAGCAAUGGGACUGCUUCAAGAUGAGAAGCAAGCCUGACUCCUUAAGAUAAGACUUUGUUAUUCCUCAUCAUUGGAAAGAUGGUGUUUGGGCUACUGAAACUGAAAAUGCUUGCUCAAUCUUUAUCUGCAAGUAAUUGCUUCCCUUUCUGUGAAAUGUAGAUGCUUGUCCGAUUGCUUGAGACAGAAAGUAUACCACAUUUGUAUGUUUUAAAGGCAACAUUGGUGCAUGCGACUCACUCGACUGCUUUGGGGGCAGGGGUUUUAGGCACAACGACUUUACCAUUACUUUUAGAUGUGCUGUGCUACAUUUCCAUGCAUAACCGAUUCUCUCAUGUUUCCUGUACUAAAUUAAGAGUCUUUAAAUGUUGUUCAUCAUAUUUAAGUACAUUAUGACCACUAGGUGACAGCUUGAAAUCUUUUCUAUGACCUUACUCCAUUUUAUGGGUCUUCGAAUUAA